ACAGCUUGCAGGAUUCAUCAGCUGGUGAAAGCAUGCUGGGCGGUUAUGCCUCAUUCACACCAGUGGUGUUUAACUAUGCUGCCCUGCAGCCGCUCCUGCAAAUUCAAGGUGGCAAAACCAGAGAAGGAAAUCGUCAUUGAAAUUACGUUGGGCAUGCAGCAAGGCAACUCGCACAUCUUCGUGAGCAGCCAGCCUAGUGAGGCUGUCUUCACCCCAAGCACAACCUGGACACUGAGCUGCGCUGUGGCAGAGGCAAAGUUCUUUGAGCUGAUGACCAGGCAGGCCCCAGAUGCCAGCUUCCCCCUCAGAUGCCUGCAGCUCUGCGCCCGCAUUCUGGAGGGCACAGGCUUUUCCACCUAUACCUUGAAGACAGUGGUGAUGCACCUCUUGAACACCAUACCCCUGUCAGGCUGGCACAGGACACAUUUCCUGCUGCGGCUGGAUGACAUCAUGCGGUACCUGUGCCACUGCUUGGAGGAGAAACGCCUCGACCACUUCUUCUUUGGGAAUGAGAAGAUUCCUGAGGAGAUCAUCUUGCCCCCAGCCUUGCAAGGAGCCGAGCCAUUCAACCUCUUCCAGCAUCUGGCACAGGAUCCGGAUGCCCAAGCUGAGGCAAUGAGGGAGUUCAUGGACAUGCAAGACUGCCUCACAAGAAUGCUGACCUAUGGCCACUGA
Neopsephotus bourkii (Bourke's parrot) is the source of this 675-nucleotide messenger RNA. RefSeq names its product inositol 1,4,5-trisphosphate receptor-interacting protein-like 1. The annotation marks the transcript as partial. The record is from RefSeq and is a predicted model, not a curated record. The transcript has a single exon. Gene Ontology annotation, cellular component: membrane. Lineage: Eukaryota; Metazoa; Chordata; Aves; Psittaciformes; Psittacidae.